Molecule: messenger RNA, 2038 nt
Organism: Carya illinoinensis
Lineage: Eukaryota; Viridiplantae; Streptophyta; Magnoliopsida; Fagales; Juglandaceae
Product: amino acid transporter AVT1D-like
Exons: 12
Coding region: 90-1793 (567 amino acids)
Cellular component (GO): plasma membrane
Source: RefSeq, a predicted model, not a curated record
GCAUGGUUGAUAUAUAUUACAGGUGUGUGUGUGGUUGGUAUUAAUAGUCGGUCAUCAACUCAGAAAAAAGUACAUCUUUUUCGCACCUCAUGUAUAAUCUCCGAUUACCUCGGCUUCUUGGACACUUACUUCAGCCAAACCCGACCAAACCAGAAUUUGAAUACAAGAGCAGAGUGGUAAUGAAACUGGACGAUGAUUUGGGGCGGGACCGGGGGGAUGAUUUCCAAACCGAUGAUGAAGAAAACGAGGCCGAAUUGGUUUAUGGGGACGAGGACUAUACUGAAUCUGAAGACACAUUUUCCUCACCAAGUCCAUCUGUUAACAACAUUGACCUCAACGAUUCCACUUGGCCUCAGAGCUACAGGCAGUCAAUUAGCAGGUUUACAACUGUGGCCCCACCAUCCCUUAAUUUUUUAAGGAAAACUAGCCUGACAGGAAUGAGCAGCUUUUUUUCCACUGCACAAGAGAGCCCAGAAGCAUCUGAGCAUGGUUCUUUGCUGAGUAAGCCUCUUAUUUCUGAAACAAGUAUAGGCAAAGAAGAAGUGCCUACUUCCAUACUACCUGUGAAAAUAUCUGGAUCUGCCUGCUCAAAGUUUUCUACAAGAAAAUCGCCCCCACCGCAGGAGCAGUGUUCAUUGGCUCAAGCAGUCAUUGAUGGAAUCAAUGUUCUGUGUGGCAUAGGACUCCUUACAACUCCGUAUGCAGUCAAAGAAGGAGGAUGGUUUAGCCUCAUCAUACUUGUGAUGAUGGGUGUCAUUUCUUGCUAUACGGCAUUUUUAUUGAAGCGAUGUUUAGAAAGCUCCCCAGAACUCCAAACUUACCCAGAUAUUGGAGAGGCUGCUUUUGGGUUAGCUGGCCGCUUUGGAAUAGCUAUAGUUUUGUACAUAGAACUAUAUGCUUCUUGCGCGGAGUACAUCAUUAUGAUGAGCGAUAACCUGGCAUCAUUAUACCCAGACACACAAAUCCGUUUUGCUGGAACUUAUCUUGGUUCUCGUCAAGUUUUCUCCAUAACAGCUACUCUUAUUGUUCUUCCAACCGUUUGGCUUCGAAAUCUGAGUUUGCUCUCAUACCUUUCAGGUGGAGUAGUUGCAUCAAUUCUGGUGGCACUUUGCUUAUUAUGGGUUGGGGUGGUGGACCGAGUUGGAUUUCAUCCAUGUGGAACAGCUUUAGACCUUGCAAACAUAUCUGUCUCAAUUGGUAUCUUUAGUUACAGUUUCUCGGGCCAUCCAGUUUUUCCAAAUAUCUAUACUUCAAUGAAAGAAUCAUCACACUUUCGAUCUGUAUUAAUAGCCAGCUUUGUUUUCUGUUUCUUUAUGUACAUUGGGGUGGCAAUAUGCGGCUUUCUAAUGUUUGGUGACUCGGUCAAAUCUCAGUUCACUUUAAACAUGCCCAGAGAAUAUGUUGCUUCCAAUAUCGCAAUCUGGACUGUGGUGGCGAACCCACUGACAAAGUAUGCGUUGACACUUACACCCAUCUCAUUGAGUUUAGAGGAACUCCUGCCCUCGGCUCAGCUUAGAUCUUUUAGUGUAGUGCUUCUCGUCAGAACAAUUUUAGUAUUUUCGACUUUGGUGGUGGCACUGACUGUUCCAUACUUUGCUUCUGUAAUGGCGUUAAUGGGAUCUUUACUUACAAUGUUAAUUACAUUUAUCUUUCCAUGCGCAUGUUAUCUCCGCAUACUCAAAGGUAAAUUGACGAAGUUGCAGUUUGCAAAUUCCAUAAUAAUUUUAAGUGUGGCUUCGGUCUGUUUAUGCAUUGGUACAUAUUCAGCAGUCAUAAGAAUAUCUGAAAAAUAGCCUGAUUGAAGGAAAUGGAUAGCAAGCCUCAAGCUCACACUUCUUUUGCUAAAUGCACCACCAUGCUUUCCGAGGAGAUUCUCAACUAUACUAAACAACUAUAGCAGUGUAAUUCAACAAAAAAAGAUGGACAUGGUUCUGAUGAGUAGCUAAUAAAUAUCUGACAUUGACAAAAAGGACUAGGAGGCUCAUCUAUAGCUCUAUUUUCUUUUAGAAAUUCUACGUACAGUUGUGGAGUGCAUAAA